UGUUUAUAUAAUAGGGAGGCGACUGUUUGUCCACGGCAGAGAGUUGAAUCGACAGAGACACAAUGUGGAAGCUUGUAUUUCCAGUUCUUGCGGCUGUUUUCGCCGUCGGAUUAGGUAGUUUCGUGGGGGGGCCUCAAGACAUUGAUAUGAAUGAGACAGGGGCACAAGAAGCCCUGAACUUCGCCGUCGUCCAUCACAACAAUCGCACUAACGACCUGUACCUGAGCCAAGUGGCGGAAGUGGUUAAGGUCCAAAGACAGGUGGUUGCUGGCAUCAAGUACAUCAUAACUGUGAAAAUGGGGAAGACCCCCUGCAGAAAGGACAGUGCAAAUGAACUGUGUGCCAUCCACCAAGACCAGGCAUUGGCUCGGCCUUACCAGUGCACAUUUACCGUGUGGAGUCGCCCAUGGAUGAAGGAGAUCAGGAUGGUGGAUGAGAAAUGCUAGACGGAGAACUAUGUGGGAAAUCUUGAGUUUUGGCAUUGAUUUGCAAAAUAAUUUUAACACAAGCAAUAUGUGUUUUCUUGUAGACAAACCACAAAAGUAUUAACCUUUCCAUUUUUACCCAUGCUGUUUCACUGUAUGCUAAAAAGAAUAACCGCUUAAAGUCACUAUGUUUCAGACUUCAGAAUAACCCAUGCAUUAUUGUAAUGCAAUAGAAGGAGGUGUGCUUUGUUAAUUUCAUAUACUUUACACAUUUGAAUUGUUAAAUGGUGGUUAAAAUGAUCUUAAAAUUAAAGUAGUACAUAAACAUCCAUAAA
Messenger RNA from Seriola dumerili (greater amberjack), 760 nucleotides. RefSeq names its product cystatin-C-like (gene cst3). Gene Ontology annotation, molecular function: cysteine-type endopeptidase inhibitor activity. NCBI's taxonomy places the organism in Eukaryota, Metazoa, Chordata, Actinopteri, Carangiformes, Carangidae. The record is from RefSeq and is a predicted model, not a curated record. The transcript has 3 exons. Bases 63 to 446 code for a protein of 127 amino acids.